Molecule: messenger RNA, 1920 nt
Organism: Erigeron canadensis
Lineage: Eukaryota; Viridiplantae; Streptophyta; Magnoliopsida; Asterales; Asteraceae
Exons: 1
Coding region: 1-1920 (639 amino acids)
Source: RefSeq, a predicted model, not a curated record
AUGGCGGUUACUACUGAAACAUUAGAAACACCAGAACCACAUGUCACACCAAACACCACUCUCACUGAUCCAACAAUUGAUUCCAUCAAUCAUCCCCUGUAUCUUCAUCAAAAUGAUCAUCCUGGACUUAUACUGAUUGCUAAGAAGUUAACUGGUUCAGAAAACUACAAUUCAUGGAAGAGGUCAAUGACUAUAGCACUAAAUGCAAAGAAUAAACUAAAAAUUGUCAAUGGUGAUUAUACUGAACCAGCUCUCACUUCAGAACUCAGGCCACUUUGGGAAAGAACAAAUGAUAUGGUAAUCUCUUGGAUUCUCAAUACUGUUUCUGAUCAAAUUAGCAAUAAUGUGAAUUUCAUAAGUUCUGCCUUUGCUUUGUGGAGAGAAUUGGGUGAACACUAUUCACAGUUAGAUGGUCACAGAAUUUUUCAGGUUAACCAUGAACUAAAUCAACUAUGUCAGGCCGAUUCCACACUUGAAACAUAUUAUCAUAAAAUCAAAGGACUGUGGGAUGAAAUUGAUGCUUUAGAAACACCAUAUGCUUGUAGUUGUAAGUGUACUUGUGAAAAUGGCAAGAAUCAUGGUGCUAGGGAACAAAGAAAGAGGUUGAUUCAGUUUCUCAUGGGGUUAGAUGAGAGCUAUAGCAAUAUUAGGGGUCAAAUCCUUCUAAUACAACCACUGCCUACUUUCUCCAAGGCAUAUACCAUGCUAAGACAGGAAGAAAAACAAAGAGAGGGCCCAAAACUCAUGACUGUAACCCCAAUUGCUCUCAACACAAUGUCCAAACCCUAUGUCCCUAGGUCUGACCUCCAUGUUGUAAGGAAAAGUGCUUUCAAGAAGGGCACUAUAUGUACUUAUUGCCAUAAAGAGGGUCACACUAAGGAUGAAUGCUACAAAAUUGUGGAUUAUCCUUUUGGUCAUCCCCUACACAUGAAAUACACACCUCCCCCAUCAAGAAAUGGUCCUGUAAGUUCCACCUACAAGCAGAAAACUGUUAACAUGGUUACUAGUACCAUUGAUGCCCUUUCUACUUCUCAUGACACUCCUUACACCACCCCUGCACCACCAAGCUCUCCAACUCCAACAACUCAAGAGCUAUUCAUGACUGCCAAGAUUGACCAGUUGCAGAAUCAAUUGAAUCAAGUGAUGCUCUACAUGCAACAAGUCCAGCAAAAUGGUGACCCUACAAAUGCUAAUCUGGUUACUCUUGGUGUCCCAUUGCCCACUGCAGGUAUAUACUCUUUCACCUUUAAUUCUAUGCCUAAAUUUCGUUUUAUUGCCUUUAUUAUAUCUAAGUUUAAGGAUAUUUGGAUUACUGAUAGUGGGGCAACUGAUCACAUAAGUAAUACACUUGAAAACAUGCACAAUACUUACCUACUUAAAAUACCCAUCAUUCUUUCCUUGCCCAAUGGACAGACCACACUUGUCACCAUUGUGGGAUCUGUAACAAUCAAUGAGGACAUCACUCUCCAUGAUGUCUUCUAUGUGCCAAGCUUCACAUAUAACCUCAUUUCCAUAAGCAAAUUGCUUACUCCUCAUACUUCUAUUACUUUUACCUAUAAUUCUUGUAUCUUUCAGGACCAUAACAAACAGAUAGCCCAAGGCAUCCUUUGUAAUGGUCUCUAUCUCCUCUCUUCCAAAGCAACCUCUCAACAGAUUCAAUCCAAAGUUUCUCCACCUCAGCAAAAGGCAACCAUCCUGAAUGUCUUCACCAAUGCUCAACUUUGGCAUGCAAGAUUGGGCCACUGUUCUUUUCCUGUUCUUAAACAAAUAAAGUCAUUAGGUUCUAUGUGUACCUCUAGAAAAUGUAAUUCUGAUUCUCUGUGUUCUAUCUGUCCAUUGUCUAAACACCAUAUGUUACCAUUUCAUUCAAGUACUUCUCAUGCAUUAUCUUUGUUUGAUCUUGUGCACAUAGAUGUCUAG